Messenger RNA from Entrophospora candida, 272 nucleotides. Lineage: Eukaryota; Fungi; Glomeromycota; Glomeromycetes; Entrophosporales; Entrophosporaceae. The record is from the annotation of a GenBank genome assembly.
GCAUAAUGGAAAAAUUGGGAUUGGGGCCUGAUGAAUUGUUUGAAAUAAAUAAGAAAUUAAUUUAUACUAGAUUGACUGGAUUUGGUCAAGAAGGAAAAUAUUCAAAGAUGGCAGAUGAAAAUCUAAUGUUUCCAUUAAAUUUAUUAGCUGAUUUUGCUGGUGGCAGAUUAAUUUGUGUUGUUGGAAUUUUAUUAGCAUUAAUUGAAAGAUCAAUUACUGGAAUUGGAAAAAUAAUUGUUGAUUCUUCAAUGGUUGAUGGUGUGAAAUAUUGA